AUGAGUAAGAAAAAUAAAACAAUAGUUUAAACUUUGAAAUUCGUCAAAUUUCUCAAUGAUCAUUUUUAAAAUAAUUUAUCUAAUUAGAAUACUUAAAGUUCAAAUGAAAUUUAGGAAAUGCUGCUGAAUGAUCAUAUUUCUAUGCCUUUUCAGGUUCAAACUGAAACCAAUAUUAUGAUCAAUAAUAUAGAAUCUAGAAUACAUUCAAAGACACACACUUAAAAAAACCACUUCUCAUUAAGAUUUUACGACAAUUAAGAAUAGAUAAGUACACAAAGAGACCUUACCAAAUACAUAAUUAACUUAAUUGUAUUUCCAUCUCUAGAUUCCGAAAGUUAGUAGCUGGAGAAAAAGAGAUGUUCAUUUACCCAAUAUAAAGACCCUCCAAUUUAAGUGAUAUAUUAUUAAUUUGAAGUAAUGGUUUUAGAUAAAUAAUUAUAAUUAUAAUUCAAUAUUAUAAACUAAGAGGAAUUCAAACAGUCUAAAAUAUAGGGGGUAACUAAAACUAUAUGCAAGCUGAAAUAAUCCACUCAUUAAAAUGUUUAGAUCUCAAAGAAAAUCAUACUUCCAAUCCUAUCUAUAUCUAGACCAAUUUCCACUGUUAUUAAAUCCUCGGUUGAAUUGAAAUUGGCUUUAUAAUGCCCUUAGGAAAGAUGCUUAGGAUCCUUAUGUGAAAAUCCUUGCACUUACAAUUACAAAGUUUGUAGAGUUGAUUAAAAACAUGAUCUUUUUAUCUUUUCUCUUUAACAGUACGAUAGACAUCAAUAUACGAAAUAGCAAAUUUGCUAAAUUAUUAAAAAUAUGAAUGAUCAAUAUAGUUAAUAAGCAUUAGAAUGUGUUGAAUAGAGAUUUAAAAUUCUAGACAAUUUUUAACAAUAAACAUUAAUAUCAGACAAUGAAUUAAUUGAAUUUGAAUAAUCCCUCCAUAAAUACCCUUUUUAAUGCACUCUAUAAAAUGUUAAUACUAAUAAUAGCACUCUAUCCUUUAGGAUUAUAAAUCAAAAAUUCUUAGAUCUUAUGGGAAUUACUAAAGAUAUGAUGUUCGAUCAUCUCAAUGAGACGCAAGCCUUACCCACAAUAUUCAAUCAUGAUGGUUCAUUGAAGAAUUGGUGUGAACUGGCUCAAUAUUCAGUUGAAGGUAGAGAAUUUUUUGAUUACUAUCUGAACACCUAUGAAGGUUCACAAUUUAGAUCAAAGGUUUAGUAAAAAUAGAUUUUUAAAUCCUCUCCCCUGGAUCCAAAUUAAAUUAUAUUCAUUGAAUUCAGAAUCAUACAUGCUGAUCCUAAAUUGUUAUCCAAUCUUUGUAAUUCUACAAGAAUCCUGAAAAAUCAUGCAGACUAUUUUAAUCUGAAAAAUAGUGAUAUCAUUUUAAACUAGUUCAAACAAUCAACAAAAUAUUUAGAUGCCAAGAAUUAUAAAAUUACUAAACCUUGUGGUUACAAAAUUAUAGAUCAAAAUAUAAAACCUUGA
Messenger RNA from Paramecium tetraurelia, 1470 nucleotides. RefSeq lists its product as uncharacterized. Lineage: Eukaryota; Ciliophora; Oligohymenophorea; Peniculida; Parameciidae. The record is from RefSeq and is a predicted model, not a curated record. The transcript is spliced from 5 exons.